AUGGUUGUGUUUAUAGACCAUUCGCUCGAAGGUGCUCCCCCAUGUGAACCCGCAGGCGGCUUUUUUCACGUACGGGACAUUCCACCGCCGUCAUUCGCCAAGGAUGGCCAAUUCAUGCCCGCGACAUCCUUGCCCCAAUUGCGAAUUGAUGAUCCAGCUACGAAAGCCGAAAUAGCUGAUAAGACAGAGCCCGAAGGGGGUAGAGACCCUUCACGCCUGAACGGUAUUAUAUCUAUGGCAUUGAGCUGCUACCCGAUAGUGACAAUGCUCGCCCGGUCUGUAGACCUAACCACACUACAUUCAUUGUCGAUGACAUGCCGUCAAGUCCACUCUACCCUCCUUAUCUUUCGAAAUCAACUGGUCAAGGAAACUCUGCGCUGUAGGAAUGAGAUUAUCGACAGCAUAAUAGGCCAGUCUUGCUCAGGGCCAUCUAAUAUAGAAUGGGGUGCUUUGCCUACAAGCCGAAAUGGCAGUCUGACUUGGGGUAAAGCGGGGCGUUGCGCUAGAGAUAUGGUUGACAAGUGUCAGCGUUGUGAUGAAUAUGUUUGUAGAAAUUGUACGGUCAAGCCUCCUUCAUUGGCAAACUUGAAAAAUCGCUUACGGCGUAUUUGCCGUGUCUGCAUUGAAGCGCCUUUAAGUGACCACAAAGACGGGCUUUCUGCAAUUGGAUUAACAUCCGGCCUGCAUAUAUGCGCCUGUGAUACCAAUUCUUGGUAUUGUCGUCCUUGUGGACAACAUUUGAGGUGUGAAGACGUCACCUACCAACGAGUCUGGUCAUGGCGCAGCAGAUACAAUGAGGUCCUAGGCGGUGGUGAUCACUGGGUUGGCUUCGGGGACUGCGGCCAAGGUGUGCAGUGUGGCCUCGAGCAAAGGUGUCUUGCGGCUGAGUACAUCGAGGUAGAGGUGGACUGUGAAGCUGGGGACUGGGUUUCAGAAUUCUCCCGUUCAGAUAAUUCCAAUGACAGCUCUAUCGAGCAUCCCCGUCAUUCCAGCUCGUUCUCGCAUUCGGAUGGCCGGGACGAUGAGGAACCAGGCUAUCUCCGGCAGGAGAUCGAGGGAAUCGGGGGCGUGGUCAAACAAAAAGUCAAGAAGCGAGUCCGUGUAGGAGCCAGUGUUGAGGAACGUGACGACGACCGCGAAACGGCAACUUAUCUGAAACAAGAAACCUCGGGCGCCGUGCGAAGUCGAUGCGGGUGGUGCUCUGGGAUCGUUCCAAGUAAUGUUGAAAAGGAGCAUAACUGA
Molecule: messenger RNA, 1242 nt
Organism: Nannizzia gypsea CBS 118893
Lineage: Eukaryota; Fungi; Ascomycota; Eurotiomycetes; Onygenales; Arthrodermataceae
Exons: 3
Coding region: 1-1242 (413 amino acids)
Source: RefSeq, a predicted model, not a curated record